UCUGUCUGGGUAUCUCUUUUUUUUUUUCUUUCAUGUAUGUGUGUUUUUCUAUGGUCUGUGUAAUUGAUUAUGUAUAUGUAUGGUGUUAUGCCUUUACAGUGUACCUGGAUGAAAUAGAUCAAUUUAUUUUUUCAAAUAUUCUAAAAUAAGCCUUUGCCGAGGUCAAUCUGGGGGUCCUGAAUCAAAAUCAGUUUAUAUGCACAAUAUGCACUUUAAAAAUACUGUGCACUGACUUUUGUGUCUACUCUUAUAAUUAAAUCAGAAGAGGCUUUUUUUGUUUUUUGUUGUUGCAAUGUUCAAAAGUUUUCAAAAGACUAAUGCAGUCAGAGCAGAACAACAUUUAUGUGUGUGUGUGUGUGUGCAUGGUCUUUGAAUGUUGUGGCUGACGAUGUAGAGUGUUGGGGGACUGGCUGAUGAGCUGUGUGGUCAAUUCCAAUGGUGUGGUCUCUGAUGGCCAGGUUUAUUUGUCACCUUUUACUUGUUGACGUCGUUGGUGGUUGGAGGCCGCCACAAACACUCACUCAUCGACUGUUACCACAAGGGAAGGUUAGUUUGUUUUUCGGUCUCUUGGCUUCCAGUGCUGCUUUAAUUCUCUUGGCUAUUGCCUACUACACCUAACAGGUCUGCUGCCAUGUUUGCCCCAGCUGUAAUGAGCGGUCAAUCUGACCGGCUGGCGAACUCGAUGUAUGGGGCUGGCCCUGGUGCAGUCACAAUGCCAUUCAUUGCUCAACUGAAACGGUCACUGGACCUCCGUCUGGGAGGUGCCGGGUUUGGGGGGCAGCUGCCGAAAGCCUCUGGUAGUGUCCAGGUGACCCCCUCAGCCCAGCUCACAUCCAAGCCUGAUGGUCAGAGCCCAGGGCUGACUGCUGAAGAGGCAGACACAAAGGAAGGAGGCACAGCCCAUUCUGCUGAUGGAAAAGACAAAACGAGUGUAGCCCUAAACGGCUCAGUUCGACCCCCAAGAAAUCGGUGGCUGGCACAAGCAUUAAAGAGUCAACAGGCAAGCAGUGCCUCAGAGACACCAAAGGAGGGUGGGACCAAACCCGCUGUCGUGAAGCCCCACGGAAGUGUUGCUCAAAUGAACGGAGCCGUGAUAUCGGCAGAUGGUAGGGGGAUUGCACGGCACAAAGCCUUGGCAAGCAACGGCUCCCAUAUGGGAAGCAUGAAGGUCCUGGAAUCAGCAGAGCCCAAAGUCCUGGCUCAAGGAAGUCGCAGGUCGGUUGCUGCCUGCAGGGGCACUGGUCUCUCCUCCCAAGGCCUAACAACACGAGAGGGCCCUAGCCUUGGGGGUGUGAAGGCGGGCUUUGGUAUGCGAGACGGCCUGAGAAAGUUUGACAAUGACAAAGAUGAAAUCUCAAAUCUUCGCUGGAAGCUGAAAAGUCUGCAGUCAGAGUACACCAGCUUGUCCAACAAAGCCCAGGAGAACAAUCUACCUAAACAGAUCAAAACGCUGCAAAUUCUGUCAUCCAACGUUCGGAAGUUACGUGCCCAGUUCCCUGUCGACCGAGCCACCCCGCUGGACGAAGCGAUCAGUCUGGUGCAGGGUCCGGGACAAAUCAAUCUGGAAUUGGCUCACUCCCUGCCUGAGGUGAUCAGCUGUGUGCAAGCGUACCGCAGUGCUCAGGAAGAGAUCCUCAAAUGUUCUGAUGGGUCUAUACUGAAGGAUAAGAUUGAAGCUCGGGACCAGAUACGACGAGAUCUUCAUGAGAAGCUGGGAACAGCAGUGGAGGAGAUUAACAGCCUGCCACUGAAGGACAGGGGCAAGAGAGUGCAGGAGGUGGUGGCAACUAUGUCCAAGCACUACGAUAACUUCCUCAAGCUGACGCUGCAGUUGCCCCCUUCCCUCGAAAGUUUACUACCGGCAUAUGAAGAGUGGAAGGCCAAGAAGAAAGUGGACGUGAUUGGAGCUCGCAGACAGAGCGACACACUGGAAUCCACAGUGACUACUCUCUUGGGUCAGCUACAGGCGCAACUGUCAGUAAGUCGGGAGCCGGAGGAGGGUGAGCUGUCGGAGGACUUGGCGGGAACUCUCAAAGCCUACAGCGACGUCUUGCAGCAGGAGAUCGCUGUCUGGGACUCAGACAAUCUCCAGGACAGUGCCCUGAUCGGCUCUCUUGCCCAGCUGCUGCUACAGGACCUUCGGCAGGAGAGCGCCUGCGUGGACCAGCUGACCAGCAUGCUGAGCGAGUUCUCCGCCAUGAGGGAGGCGGUCACCCCCUGGCUGCACAGCGCCCCCUCGCUAGACAAGCUGCAGGCUGUGCGCAGCAAGCUGAAGUCCCUCAAGUCGAAGCUGAGGCACAAGCUGGCGGACAAGGCAGACGCGGAGGAGAAUCAAGACACAGAGGAGCUGGAGCUUGUCAGGUCGGAUUUGGAGACCAUCAGAGGCAAAAUACACACAGCUUUGAUGGAGGAAGACAAUUUAUUGGGUGAGCUGAGUACACUUGCCAAGGAUCAUUUCCCGGAAUUGCUGAAUUCAGAGCAGGACCCUGGGUUUGGAACAUAUCUGAUGUACAAAGGCCUGGUGAAGACGUCCCAUGCUCCAGACCACUACAACCUGACCCCAGUGCCUGGGGCGUCCAGCGGCACAUUCACCUCCGUCUAUGACGGCCAGGCUGUCCUCAUCAAGGAGUAUUUCCUGAGCGACGGCAACCACCUGGACAAGGAGGACUUCCUCUCUCAGAUGGGUCUCUUCACCAACGCCUCCUCGCCACAUCUGCAGCCAGUAGAUGCAGUCUUCUUCGAUAAGAACAACCGGCAUGCCUAUGUCCAGGUGAAAAAACAAGGGGAACUGUUGUCCACUCUACUGGAACAGUCGGUGCUGACCAAACAGCAAGUGCAGUCUAUCGUGAGAAGCUUGUGCGUGGCCCUGCAAGCUCUGCACGUCUUCAACUUUGUGCACGGACAGAUCCAGCCCGAGUUUGUGAUGGUGGACGAGGAGGACACGGCCAGGCUUCUUCCCCCCGACUUCUCGUUGACUGACGCUGACCGGUGCCGGUCAAAGUACAUGACGGAGAGCAACCUGGAGCUGACCGCCCCUGAGAUGAAGCAGAGCAUGAUUGUGGUAGAGCCUUGCCACGCUAUUGACGUCUAUUGCCUAGGACUCAUGGCGCUCUGGAUGCACUACCCGAAAGUUCCCUUCCAGGAGAACAAGAACGGAGUGGUAGACAUCUCUGCCGUCCAGAUGGACCGUAACUUGGGUAUCUUCUUGACCAAACUGCUGUGCCCCAACCCCUUGCUGCGGCCCACGGCAGAGAGCUGUUUGCGGUCCGAGUACCUCAACCAGGCGGUGGUGGAAACGACGCAGGGCAGUUCACCACUGCUGCAAGCCAUGCACGGCGGUAAGUCGAGCGAGGCCUCAUCGUGUGCCUCCCCGGCCUUGGAGCAGGACCCGGCCAGACUGAGUCGCAGCUCUGCCAGCCCGGCCUCCAGUAGUGACGGCCCUCUCUACACGGACGCACGGCCCCCCGCUGCACAGCUGAUGGCCAACACGCGUGUCCCUCCCCCUCCCCUUUCUGGCCUGGAUGGUCUUGGUCAGCCUCUAGUCAGCGGCGGCGUGUGCAGCCCGCCCAUGUCCACCAACCACCUACACAACACAGCAGCCGCACCUCCUCCACAGCACCUCCAACAGCAGUUCAUGCAGCAGCAGCAACAACAACAGUUGCUACAGCAACGCUCACAGCUGCAGCAGCAACAACAGCAACAGCAACAACUACAACAGUGCCAUCCGUACCAGCAGCAACCUCCGCCCCCACAGCAAAACAUGCCCGGGGACAAACUGCCACCUCUGGCUGGGGGGCAUCCAACGCCCUCUCAGGACAACGGGGCAUUUGAGAUUGGAACCUUUGACCCCACAGCUUAUGAGGUAGUGACCAGCCCUCAGCCAACGACCCCAGUGGAGGGAGGAGAGCCUGGGGAUGUCAAAGGUCAGCCGGAGGAGGUGGAAGGGGAGGAGGUCAGCUCUGUGACCGCAGCCAACAACGCUGUCCCGGACAACGGGGACACUCAGGGAGAAUGCCUUGUCGACAGCCAGGCAUAGGGAUGACUGAGGCAAUAGAAUGAGGGAGAGAGAGAAAGACACGGAGAGAGAUACAGAGAGAGAGAGAGAUUGUGUUGGGGGAGGCGCGCCCGCCCGCCCCCCCGGCAUGGUUCCCCUCAGUCUCGAAAAGCUCAGGAGAAAAGAGAGCUGGCUUAAGAGUCUGAUCUGCUCUACUGUAAAGAGAGCUACAAUAUUAUUAUAUACUAGAGAUUACUACCCACUCUAUAUGAUAGACACAUUGUUAUAUAACCUUUGACCCGAGCCUGUGUGUGGGUGACCCCACUCUUUUCGGUAGACACGCUACUCUUGGCGCUCAUAUGACCUCGUGCAGUUGUGAGUGCCGUUAAACCUCUACUAAAACAAGACAUGCUGCUCUCUCUCUGUUAUAACCUUUGACCUGAGGGUGUGUGGAUGACCCCAGUCUUUUCGGUAGAUAUGUUACUCUCUCUGUUAUAUCUUUUGACCUGAGAGUGUGUGGACGACCCCACUCUUUUCGGCAGACACGCUACUCUCUCUCUCUGUUAUAACCUUUGACCUGAGUCUGUUUGUGAUGACGCAGUGAUCAGUCGAGAAUCCUGCUGGCUUCCUGUGAUGAGUUCUGGUUGACGGCACGCCCGGAUGUUGAUCCCAUGGACCACGAUUGUGGUGUGCUCCGAUUUCUUCGUGUUCGAGUCCAACAAGCUGUUUGGGCCUAUUCUUCUCUUAUUUGAAUCUCCUCAGAGUUCUCCUUAAGUGUGUGUGCGCAUGUAUUUACUGAUCCAUACAUUUGCGAUCAAGAGUUGUGGAACUCAUUUGUUAUAAGGAAGAGGAAAUGUUUUCUGAAGGGGAGACAAAAAUGGGUGAAAGUGUUGGGGGAGGGGGUGGGGGGCUGAUGUUGUAUAUAUAGAAUUUGCUUCACUUAAGUUUUCUGUAGAUAUUUUGUGUCCCCAGUCACUUUGGGAUGUUCACUCCUUCUCUAUUUAGAGGUUGUGUGUGUUGGUGGGGGGGGAGGGGGGGUUGUGAGAUGCUCUCUUUGUAGCAGAGGGGGGGGGGGCUCUGCUACUUUAUUUUCUCUCCCGUGUUACCUUUUAUUCUCAUCUGUCCCUGAUACAGUUGUCAGCGUUUUUGGACAGACACAUGGGAAAUAAUUGCUCCUCAGCUACAACAACCAGUUCAUGUAACUUUGUGUGUGUGGAAGGGGAUAUGUUGAAAUAGGUCCCGUAAAGACAGCAUCUUUGUUCUUUUGGAAGAGUUGCCUGUUAAAAAUGAUGUGUUUGGGGUUUUUUAAAAUCCUGAAACUACUAUACCAUAGUAGGGGCAUGUUCUGAAACACAAUCGUCAUUGACUCAGAUUUUUCUUCCUUGGGGGAUGGGGGUGAGUCUGUGGAGUCUGCUUUAGCUGAAAUCAGUGGGGCCUCAAAAGUUUUCUUUAAUUUUGCUGUGUUUUGGGUUUAGAAAGAUUGACCAAACAGCGAAGAAGAAAAAAUUGGGCUUUCUGUUUUCUUUGGGUUUACCGGGGGGGGGGGUUUUCAGAUUAACCGUGUCCGGUUGAAAUGGACUCCACCGUAGUUGCUGUAAAAAUAAAUGAAGUCUAGUGUAUUGGAAGUAUGACUUUUAAAUGUUCUUACUUUCCCCAAACCCUAGUUGAGAGCCUUGUGCAGGCUUCACUGUCGUCAUUCAAUUAACCCCUAUAUUGCCUUAUGACGUACCUGGUAUGUCACGAAAAUGCCUAAUUGUUAGCUUUGUCAAGAAAGUUAGCGAAGUUUGCCGCUCCAGGUUGCCUGUAAGUAAGAUGUUACAUUUUCUUCAUGCUGGUCAUCUGGCUCUUACAGACUUGCCAACCUGUAAGCAAUAUGGGUGUUCUAGUUUGCAAAACUGUCAGCAAUACACACAAAUGUGCGUCGAAACGAUCAAAUGCGCAUCUUUUGAUUUUCUGAUAAGCAUGAUUGCCAUUGGUAGAAACCCGCUGUCAAGCCCUACUCAGAUUGUAAAACUUGUCCCAGGUCUCUACCUCUCCUUGUGAAAGGCCUGGAAUUUGUCAGUGUUGUCCGAUUCCGCUUAAUUCGAGUACUCAUCGUGAGUUGGGAAUACGCGAGCAGUUUGCCAAUACUUCUUGUUUUGUUUUUUCCAUUAAGUAUCAGAAUCGGAAAUUAAUUGGCAUUCGAUGAUAGAAUUUUGUUUGCGUUCAGGCUUUUGGGUUGUUUUUUUUUACUGCUGAAAUCCCACUGAGUUCCGGGUUGUCGGUCUUGAAAUAUCAACAGAGCCUCCUUUUUGCAAUGUCGCAAAAUAAGCAUUUCAUUUUCAAAAUAAGCAAAAUCAUGAUUCCCCAGCCU
Messenger RNA from Aplysia californica (California sea hare), 6347 nucleotides. RefSeq names its product serine/threonine-protein kinase 31. Gene Ontology annotation, cellular component: nucleus. The transcript is spliced from 22 exons. Gene Ontology annotation, molecular function: ATP binding; RNA binding; protein serine/threonine kinase activity. Gene Ontology annotation, biological process: mitotic DNA damage checkpoint signaling; protein phosphorylation. Lineage: Eukaryota; Metazoa; Mollusca; Gastropoda; Aplysiida; Aplysiidae. The record is from RefSeq and is a predicted model, not a curated record. The coding region runs from base 632 to 4036 and encodes 1134 amino acids.